Messenger RNA from Zychaea mexicana, 1665 nucleotides. RefSeq lists its product as uncharacterized. Lineage: Eukaryota; Fungi; Mucoromycota; Mucoromycetes; Mucorales; Lichtheimiaceae. The record is from RefSeq and is a predicted model, not a curated record. The coding region runs from base 47 to 1402 and encodes 451 amino acids. The transcript has a single exon.
UACACACACACAUACACACACACGCACAUAGUAAAAGGACACAAUAAUGCGUUCGUAUAAGCUCAUGUUGUCCGCCGGCUUAGCAGCCAUCUCAUUCCUGCUGACACUGGCCUAUCUGUCACGAGAGCGCUUAACCAACGCUCAACACAUCUGGGAGCCACGGCGGCGGCCAUUGCUCUUUUUUCCUGACAACAACAGCAACACCAACGAGAAAUACAUUACAUUCUAUCCACACUCUGGACUGCACAACCAACGUCUCGGCCUGCUGAACGCAAUGGUGCUCGCCAAAGCCCUCGAUCGCACCCUUAUUCUGCCACAGAUCAACCUUGGUAAGGGCGUCUACUGGUGGGAGUCGCCACUGCUGGCGCAGAAGCUGAGCGACUGCCCGGAACUCCCACUGUCUGAACGCAAGGGCCUGUGCGCCGAUUACCGCAAGUACAUCCCCGUGCCCGUCUCGAGCGUGUUUGAUCUGAGCGUACUCAAUCGUCUCGGCAUCCGCUACAUUGAGCGCGACAGCAUGCACACGUCGUAUCUCAGCGAGCGGCUCGGCAUCCACGACGACGAGAUCUAUCACGUUUCCGACCACAAGCGGUUCUCGUAUCGCAUCUACGACAAUGUCAACAGCACUGACCCAUUGAACCAGUUCAAAUACCGCAUCAACCUGCAGGAGCUCGAAGCACGCCCUGAACAGCUGAUUGAGUUUGGCUCAUUGUUUGGCACGCCUCGCCUUGUUUUGGAUGUGCGCAAUGAUCUUUACUGGCUGCGAGAACACUUGUCUGGCGAGCUCGGCUUUGGCAAUCCUACAGUGAUCCACCAGACGCUCAAUGUCGUUGGACGGCUCGGCGGGCCUGGCAACUUUGUCAGCGUGCACUUGCGAACGGGCGACGGCGUGUUCAAGGUCACCAUGGCGCGUACAAUGGACAAGGUGCGACAGACACUCGAGCGCUACAGCACGCAGCAUCGUCUGCAUCACGAGCAAGAGUAUGCAAUCAUGGCACGCCUGCAAGCACUCGCGCACGAAGGCCAGACAGCCAACCUGCUCAACGAAUGCACGGCAAUCCAACACCAGCGCGACAUGCUCCAUCCACGAUUGCGGCUGAUCUUUAUGGCGACCGACACCGCACAGCCCCGACACACCUUGCCCGAGCUGUUUGAGGAGUUUGUCUGCAUGUUCACUUUGCCCGACUUUCCCGAUGUGAUCCAGGACACGGUGGCCGGUGCAAGCACGCCUGCGCGUGAGCAGAACGACCACUACGGCCCACUCCUGCUGCCACUGAUUGAUGCGGAAGUGGCGUCGCACGGCUCAUUCUUUGUUGGGACGCGGAAAAGCACGUUUUCAAAAUACAUUCAGUAUCGCAACCGGCGCUUCUUGUCGUACUAUCCAGCCGUUGCCGAGCCGUGAAACGAGCCAGGAAAACUUUUUUUUCCCUUGUACAUUUUUUUUUAUUUUUGUAUUUUAUUCACUCAUUUUUUGUUUUGUUUCUUUGGUUUUCAUUCGUUUCUUCCCCCAAUGCAUAAUUUGCCCUUUAAUAAUACAUAUACGCAUAGCCACCCCUCCAUCUUGUAUAGCACCACUGUACGUUCUACUGCAGCAAAAACAACAUGUAAUUUACAAAAUAAAAACUUUUAUUUCAAACAACCAAGGCGAAGGGCGCUUUUCCUUUA